Molecule: messenger RNA, 1045 nt
Organism: Exophiala mesophila
Lineage: Eukaryota; Fungi; Ascomycota; Eurotiomycetes; Chaetothyriales; Herpotrichiellaceae
Exons: 2
Coding region: 434-811 (125 amino acids)
Source: RefSeq, a predicted model, not a curated record
AACGGAUUGGGCCAAAGAUGCCUAGAAAUCUGGGAUUCCCCGGGCUCCUUCGGCUGUACACGCGCAUUCCUGACACCAAAACCUGACGACAACUGCUUGGACCACCACUUGGUUCUCCCAAGAUGCCAAUAAACCGGCAGCUAAGCCAACUACUCGCGCCGCCGCGCCUCUCUACCCGGCCACUCCUACAAGGCAGCAACCUCAUUUAUCCCUCAAGCCCAUCUCUCCAUCUCUCAAUCUUUAUGACACGAAUGUAAAAGCCCAAAGGUCCGAGGCCUGACCAGGGAAUCAGUUCAACUCCAACAAGACCGAAGUGGGAUCACGUCAAGAUUGUUCCAUCUGCUAUCCAUAAUUAACCGGCAAUCAUCCUCGACGGCAGUCAUACCUGAUCAUCCAACCACCCCCGCCCCUUCGGCGCGCCCCAACCCUCACCAUGGGCUACCUCCUCUACUUUAUCUUUUUCGCUUCAUUUGUUCUUGGAACAGCGCUCUACCUACUUCGCGAACGAUGGACACCAUAUCUACCCUCUCGAGUGCAGGACGUCAUGUACUCACGACUUCCGACAAGUUUCAUGGGCGACGUUGAAUCUGGUUUCACGUCGGCCGAUUUUGAUCUGUCCAGCAAUGUCAUGGAAGGCGACUCGCGCUCAGGACUGGACCCCAAGUCCAAGCGGGAAAUUCAACGAUUAAUGAAGAUUCGAGGCGUCAAUUUCGACGAAGCUAGACGUGUCUACAUGGAGCAGAGAUUUAAAAAGGCCGGCAUCAGUGCCGACGGUAUUCCGAGAGAUCCCAAGUUUGUUUCAUUUUCCUAGACACUAUACAAAGACGGGACUUUGAUCUUCGGGGCAUCUCGAGGCGACUCGACAUGGCGUCCAGGCACGGUAGCAUGGUACAGGCCGAUCAGUUUGAUUCGGCCAUAUUUUCCAGAUAUCAAUCUCAUGCAGCUGUCGUUCGAGGGUUUUUCAUAGCCUGUCAUAAUCUAUCCCUCCUUGGUCUAUGAAUUUAAUGUUGGACAUCUCAAACUGAAUAUAGUUCAUUUUUCCUCA